This is a messenger RNA of Miscanthus lutarioriparius, 735 nucleotides long. NCBI's taxonomy places the organism in Eukaryota, Viridiplantae, Streptophyta, Magnoliopsida, Poales, Poaceae. The record is from the annotation of a GenBank genome assembly.
AUGGCGGCAGAGAGUUCGAGAAGGGGAAGGGUGAUGCUAGGUAGGUUGGGGACAGCAAAGCUGUGUAAUGGAGAAUGUGGCUCAACAUGGGAGUGUCCAGAGAAGUGGCAUGAAUCAUUAGAUGGAGACUGCAAACUACUGAAGAAAUGCAUUGAAAUAGCACGGAGUUGUUGUGACCAUGACCCACAUAGCAGACCUACUAUACAUAACAUAAUACUUAUGCUAGAUGAGACAGAAACUAUGAUUCAAAUGAUUCCUCCGUCUAUUAAUACUGAGCCAAGAAAUGACCCAAUGUCUUCAUUGUACCAGUUUUUAUCGAGAACCUGGCAAUAUCUUAAUGCCCUGGAGCAUAUACUUGAGGGGAGGCGGAAGCCCAACAAUCUAUCAUAUUCACUUCUACAGUUCAUGACUAAAAAUUUUUCUGUUGAGCGAAAGAUGGGUAAUAAUGAAUUUGGAGAUUUUUUCAAGGUUGUUGCUGUAGUAAGGCUUUCUGGGAGCCUCAAAAUUAAUGAUAGGAUGUUUCAUGGGGAGGUUAAAAUCACAAUGACGGCUCAGCACCAAAACAUAGUACGAUUUCUAGGCAACUGUUCUUAUGCUGCAAAAGAAGAGGCAUCAAUACAUGGGAAAACUACCAACACGGAGAUAAGAGAAAGGUUGCUUUGUUUUGAGUAUCUAAGCAAUGGCAGCCUAAAGAAGCAUAUUUCUGGUACAAUAAAAAAACUUAGCAAUACCUAG